Messenger RNA from Chironomus riparius, 394 nucleotides. Lineage: Eukaryota; Metazoa; Arthropoda; Insecta; Diptera; Chironomidae. The record is from the annotation of a GenBank genome assembly.
AGUUGGUGUAUGUCGCAAAAUAAGAAAGAAGUUGACUAUUUUAAAAGUUAAAUGACUUCUAAAGAUCCACGUGAGCCAUACGAUUGGUGUUAUUAUUGGAAUAAUCAGCAAGAAUAUCCUCAAGCACAUUCUAAACAAAAAUGUCCUAAUCGAGAUCCUUAUGGAGAGCACAAAUUAGAAGCUAAGUUGGUGGAUUUUGAAAAAUUUAAUACUCCUGGACAUUAUCGAGAUUAUAUUAACAAUCCUAAAGACCAAAAUCCUUCAGCAUCUGUACAUGAAAACAUGCGAUGGAAAUGCAACGUGAUAAGGAAUUGUUCAAAGCCAAUUGAUAUUUAUACAAAUCAUGGAAGAAAUAAUUAUUUUAAUUUUAAACUUCACUCAAGAAAUAUGUAAU